GUUGUCCCUACUUCCUACAGACCUCUGGCGGGGUCAUUCGGGGGCUGGCUCGACGAGAUGGGAAAUCCGGAAAACACGUCACAAAUUGAAUGCUUGUGCUGACAAUCGGUUUUCCUACAGAGGCCGACGAGGCAUAUGUCAUCGGAAAGCGUGGCCAGUAUACACCAGUUGGUGCUUAUUUGGCUGGUGACGAGAUCAUCAAGAUUGCUCUGGAGCAUGGUGCUCAGAUGAUUCACCCGGGUUAUGGUUUCCUGUCGGAGAACGCAGUGUUUGCUCGCAAUGUCGAGAAGAACGGACUCAUUUUCGUCGGACCUUCACCUGAUGUUAUCGACGCGCUCGGCGACAAGGUCUCUGCUCGUAAGCUUGCUAUCGCGGCCGACGUCCCUGUCGUCCCCGGAACCGAAGACGCUGUUGCUACGUUCGAAGAGGUGAAGUCGUUUACCGACGAAUAUGGCUUCCCUAUCAUCAUCAAGGCUGCCUACGGUGGCGGUGGUCGUGGUAUGAGAGUGGUUCGCAACCAAUCUGAACUGAAAGAGUCCUUCGAGAGAGCCACCUCCGAGGCCAAGAGCGCUUUCGGCAACGGCACAGUCUUCGUUGAGAGAUUCUUGGACAAGCCUAAGCACAUUGAGGUUCAAUUGCUUGGUGAUAACCAUGGCAACAUUGUCCAUCUGUUCGAGCGUGACUGCUCGGUACAACGCCGACACCAGAAGGUCGUAGAAAUUGCACCUGCAAAGGAUCUUCCCAUCGCUACCAGAGAUGCCAUCUUGGCCGAUGCUGUAAAGCUUGCCAAGUCGGUCAACUACAGAAACGCUGGUACCGCUGAGUUCUUGGUGGACCAGCAGAACCGCUACUACUUCAUUGAGAUCAACCCCCGUAUCCAGGUCGAGCACACAAUCACUGAGGAGAUUACCGGCAUCGAUAUCGUUGCCGCUCAAAUUCAGAUCGCUGCUGGUGCUACCUUGGCGCAGCUCGGUUUGACGCAGGACAGAAUCUCUACCCGGGGCUUCGCUAUUCAGUGCCGUAUCACCACUGAAGAUCCCGCAAAGGGCUUCCAGCCCGAUACAGGUAAAAUUGAGGUGUACAGAUCUGCUGGUGGUAACGGUGUCCGUCUUGACGGUGGCAAUGGUUUCGCUGGUGCGGUCAUUACGCCUUACUACGAUUCCAUGCUGGUCAAGUGCACAUGCUUAGGCUCCACAUACGAAAUCGCGCGCAGGAAGAUGCUCAGAGCUCUUGUCGAGUUUCGUAUCCGUGGUGUGAAGACAAACAUUCCCUUCCUGGCUUCAUUACUUACACAUCCUACCUUUAUCGACGGCAACUGCUGGACUACUUUCAUCGAUGAUACCCCUCAGCUCUUCGAUCUCAUGGGCAGUCAGAAUCGUGCUCAGAAGCUUCUUGCCUACCUCGGAGACGUGGCCGUCAAUGGCUCCAGCAUCAAGGGACAAGUUGGCGAGCCCAAGUUCAAGGGCGAUUUCAUCCUACCCGAGCUCCUCAAUGCAGAUGGUUCAAAGCUCGAUGUUUCCCAGCCCGCCACUCACGGAUGGAGACAGGUUAUCCUCGAAAAGGGCCCCAAGGGCUUUGCUAAGGCUGUCCGCGAGAACAAGGGCUGCUUGUUGAUGGAUACCACUUGGCGUGAUGCGCACCAGUCUCUUCUUGCUACGAGAGUACGAACUGUUGACCUUUUGGGCAUCGCCAAGGAGACUAGCCAUGCUCUCUCUAACUUGUACUCUUUGGAGUGCUGGGGAGGUGCUACAUUCGAUGUGGCCAUGCGCUUCUUGUACGAGGACCCCUGGGACCGUCUUCGCAAGAUGAAGAAGCUCGUGCCCAACAUUCCCUUCCAAAUGUUGCUGCGUGGUGCCAACGGUGUUGCUUACGCUUCGCUACCCGACAACGCCAUCUACCACUUUGUCAAGCAGGCCAAGGAGAAUGGUGUUGAUAUCUUCCGUGUCUUUGAUGCCCUGAACGAUAUUGACCAGCUUGAGGUCGGUAUUAAAGCGACACAGAAAGCAGGGGGAGUCUGCGAAGGAACAGUUUGUAUUUCUGGUGAUAUGUUGAAUCCCAAGAAGAAGUAUAAUCUUCAGUACUACUUGUCACUAGUUGAGAAAUUGGUCGCUCUUGAUAUUGAUGUUCUUGGUAUCAAGGAUAUGGCCGGUGUCCUCAAGCCUCGUGCCGCAACCAUCCUGAUCGGUGCGAUCCGCGAGCGAUACCCUGACCUGCCUAUUCACGUCCACACUCACGACAGUGCUGGAACCGGUGUUGCUUCCAUGAUCGCCUGUGCUCAGGCAGGUGCCGAUGUCGUGGAUGCUGCCACUGACAGCUUGUCUGGCAUGACUUCGCAGCCCAGCAUCAACGCCAUCAUUGCCUCUCUGGAGGGUAGCGAACACGAUCCCGGCUUGAACCCCGCUCAUGUCAGAGCUCUUGACUCAUACUGGGCUCAACUUCGUCUGUUGUACUCACCCUUCGAGGCACACCUGGCAGGUCCUGAUCCUGAGGUCUAUGAGCACGAGAUUCCCGGUGGUCAACUCACCAACAUGAUGUUCCAGGCCCAGCAGCUCGGUUUGGGCUCUCAAUGGGCUGAGACAAAGAAGGCCUACGAACAUGCCAACGACCUUCUCGGUGACAUUGUCAAGGUUACUCCUACCUCCAAGGUCGUCGGUGACCUCGCUCAGUUCAUGGUCUCCAACAAGCUAUCUCCAGAAGAUGUCAUCGACCGCGCCGCAGAGCUUGAUUUCCCUGGAUCGGUGUACGAAUUCCUCGAGGGCAUGAUGGGUCAGCCCUACGGCGGGUUCCCGGAACCCCUGAGAUCCAGGGCCCUCCGUGACCGACGCAGGUUCGACAAGCGUCCUGGCCUCUACCUCGACCCUGUCGACUUCAAGAAGUCUCGCACCGAGCUUGCCCAGAAGUGGGGACAGGUCACGGAGUGUGAUUUGGCUUCAUACCUCAUGUACCCCAAGGUCUUCGACGACUUCAAGAAGUUCACUCAGAAGUACGGUGACUUGUCCGUCCUGCCCACGAAGUACUUCCUGUCUAGGCCUGAGAUCGGCGAAGAGUUCCACGUUGAGCUUGAGAAGGGCAAGGUCCUCAUCCUUAAGAUGCUCGCCAUCGGUCCUCUGUCGGAGAACACUGGUCAGCGUGAGGUGUUCUACGAGAUGAACGGGGAAGUACGACAGGUUACUGUUGAUGACAAGAAGGCUUCCGUCGAGAACGUGUCGAGGCCGAAGGCCGAUGCCAGCGAUAGCAGCCAGGUUGGUGCUCCAAUGGCUGGUGUUCUUGUUGAGCUCAGAGUCAAGGCUGGUUCCGACGUCAAGAAGGGCGACCCACUUGCUGUACUCAGUGCCAUGAAGAUGGAAAUGGUUAUUUCCGCACCGCACAAUGGUAAAGUCAGCGACUUGCAGGUCAAGGAGGGUGACUCGGUUGAUGGUAAUGAUUUGGUUUGCAGGAUUGCCAAGGCCUAGAGAGCAUAGUCAGUGAAGCUGGGAAAAGCGUUGAGGCUUGAGUUAAUUAAGAAGGACAUUGCAGUACUAUGAAGAUAUGAUUACAUUUGUUCUUAUUCCGACCGACCCUUUUAGACUGUCUGGUUUUUGGCGUUUUCCUGGAAAUAGUGAUACCG
Molecule: messenger RNA, 3607 nt
Organism: Truncatella angustata
Lineage: Eukaryota; Fungi; Ascomycota; Sordariomycetes; Amphisphaeriales; Sporocadaceae
Product: carbamoyl-phosphate synthase L chain, ATP binding domain-containing protein
Exons: 6
Coding region: 90-3452 (1120 amino acids)
Biological process (GO): gluconeogenesis; pyruvate metabolic process
Cellular component (GO): cytoplasm
Molecular function (GO): ATP binding; pyruvate carboxylase activity; metal ion binding
Source: RefSeq, a predicted model, not a curated record